CAUGAAUACCAGUCUUAUUGAUUCAAAGAUUUGAACCUCAGACACUUCUAACAAGUCCCUCAUGACCCCGCGGACCAUUAAUUCAGGUCGCUCUUGUCUGGAGUGCCGUCGACGCAAGAUCAGGUGUGACAGAUCGUUCCCAUGCAGUUAUUGCAUUCACACCAAAAUUCGCUGCGCAUACCCGCCACCUGAAACCGGCAGACGCCCAGCUGCCCAGGGAAACAGAGAUCUUCAGAACCAGAUAGAUCACCUAGAGCGGAGGUUAUUAGCGCUUGAACAGGUUGUUUCUACAACUCGCGAUCUGCUUCAGACACCGUCCAAUCUAUCAGACAGUGAUACUCUCCAGAUCGAUCACGGUGUUUUGGGACACCAUGAUAGUCCUUCGGAAUUAACAUCCCGGCCUCGUCAGCCACAAUUUCGAUCAGUUCUACAGGUUCUGCGCGAAGCUGAUGAUCGACCGUUGAACAGCACCAGACAUGAGCCUACUCUGACCAUACGACUGUGGCAGACUUACCUUGAGUUCGUUGAUCCCCUCCUGAAGAUUUUCCACACGCCUACCGUCCAGAGAUAUGUCGUGGAUUCUAUGGCCAACGAGGGGACCCUGGACGUAUCGAGACGAUGCCUGUUAUUCGCGAUAUAUUAUUCGGCCAUCGUGAUUGUGCCAGCAAGGUCUUGUCAUAACGUCUUCGGGGCUCACAAGACAUCCUUGCUGGAGAGGUAUCGGAAUCAGCUGGAAAAGGCCUUUGCCGAAGCCAACAUCCUGCGCUCUCAGGAUUUGACACUCUUGCAAGCGUUUGUCCUGUAUUUGACAACUGGGAGGAGGGACGAACGAGGACCUGAUGUGAGUGUUUUUAUUGGCCCGGUCAUUGAUAUAGCGUACGCAAUUGGGUUGCAUCGCGAUGGAGCUGAUGUUAAUCUACCUCCGUUUGAUGUGGAGAUGCGCCGCCGCCUUUGGUGGCAUAUCGUUACACUUGAUGUUCGCAUAGCUGAAGACUCCUCCACGGAGCCGCGUACCAGCUUGCUGAGCUUCAACACAAAGAUGCCAUCCAACACCAACGAUAUAUGCCUGGACCCGCAUAUGGGUAAUACCGCGGUGUGCCAGUCCGGGAAGACUGAAAUGUCCUUCAGUUUGAUCAGGUUCACAGUGACCGAAUUUGCACUUCGCUCCCUGUUUAGUAAACAACUUAGAACGGCCGCUGACUGUGAAACCCUGGAUUGCCAGCGAAGGCUCAAGGAGCUAGACCAACUCAAGGAAGGGUUAGAACUUCGUUACUUGUCAUGCUGUGACGAGAACAUUCCGUUUGAUUUUGUUGUUGCAGAAUCGACACGCUUGGUCUUGGCCAAGAUUAGGCUGUACUUACGCAGGCCGCCUCUAACCGAACACAACACAGUGCGGCCAUUCGUGCCAAAUUAUUGGAAGGAGUGCGUUGACAUCCUUGGCCAUGCAUAUUCCCUUCGCCGGUACGAGAAAGGGGCCAAGUGGCUCUGGUUAUUUCAAACAUACGUCGAAUGGGAUGCACUGGCGUAUCUCCUCAUCUAUCUAUGCUUCAAUGGAUGUGCAGGGGGAGCUGAAUCGGCAUGGAAAACAGCUGAAGACGUUUAUCAUCAUUGGAGAGAAGAUCCUGAUGUGUACCGAGACCGUCGCUGGAAACAAAUUGAAGCCCUGUGGCUAGAGGCGCAAUCUGGACGCAAGAGAGACCAUAUGGUCUCGCGGCAGUCACACCUAUGCGGUCCAGGUCAAAAUCCUGGUUUCACGGACGCUCCUAAUAAUCUUUCCUGUCCAGACCAGCCAGCGUACAUGCGACGACUCAACCAUACGUCUUCGACAACCAAUGGUAAACCAGAAGACUUCAGAUGUGAAAGAAAUUACCAGCCUUCGGAUUCCCAUCUUACCAACACUGCUCCCACUGGCGAUACUUCUCUCGGAAUUCCCCAACAGCUACUCACUGGUGCUGAAGAUGUUCCUACCAGUGGUACACGGUGUGAGUGGAGUGCCUUAUUGUUCGAGCGAUAUUUCAAUGUCCUGGACAAGAACAGCGAUGUUCUUAGUACGUCGAUUUAGUCGUAAUGAAGAACGCCUUCUAU
Molecule: messenger RNA, 2085 nt
Organism: Aspergillus novofumigatus IBT 16806
Lineage: Eukaryota; Fungi; Ascomycota; Eurotiomycetes; Eurotiales; Aspergillaceae
Product: transcription factor domain-containing protein
Exons: 4
Coding region: 62-2062 (666 amino acids)
Biological process (GO): DNA-templated transcription; regulation of DNA-templated transcription
Molecular function (GO): DNA binding; zinc ion binding; DNA-binding transcription factor activity, RNA polymerase II-specific
Source: RefSeq, a predicted model, not a curated record